Cajanus cajan (pigeon pea) is the source of this 1425-nucleotide messenger RNA. The record is from RefSeq and is a predicted model, not a curated record. NCBI's taxonomy places the organism in Eukaryota, Viridiplantae, Streptophyta, Magnoliopsida, Fabales, Fabaceae.
GAACCACACUUGGGUGUGGCAGCCACAAUCUCCAUGUUUGAAUCGAAUGACGCAUAAAACGAUUACUCUGAAUCUCAAGUUUCCCCAUGUGUCAACGGAAGCGCCCAAGCGCGACCAAUGGCAGUGGGAAAACGUCGCCGCUGGCGCCGCCGCCGGAUUCACCACCGUCGCCGUUAUACACCCACUCGAUGUUGUCCGAACUAGGUUCCAAGUUAACGAUGGUCGAGUCUCUCACCUUCCUAUUUACAAGAACACUGCUCACGCCAUUUUCACCAUUGCUCGCUCCGAGGGUUUAAGAGGAUUAUAUGCAGGCUUUCUUCCUGGGGUUCUGGGGUCAACUAUUUCAUUGGGUUUAUAUUUCUUUUUCUAUGACAAAGCCAAACAAAGAUAUGCUAGGAACAGGGACGGAAAGUUGAGUCCAGGUCUUCAUCUUGCUUCAGCUGCUGAAGCAGGAGCUUUGGUUUCCUUGUGUACAAAUCCUGUGUGGCUAGUAAAGACAAGAUUGCAGCUUCAAACUCCUCUUCAUCAGAGACGACCAUACUCUGGGAUUUAUGAUGCAUUUAGAACCAUAAUGAGGGAGGAAGGAUUUAGUGCACUUUACAGGGGAAUUGUUCCUGGUCUAUUUCUGCAGGUGUCUCAUGGUGCUAUUAAGUUAACAGCCUACGAAGAGCUACGCAAAGUUACUGUUGAUUUUAAGAGUAAGCGAAGUACACUCCAUAAUCAAAACCCUGAUAACUUACUGAAUUCUGUUGAUUAUGCUGUUCUUGGAGCAACAUCAAAACUUGCGGCAAUACUUCUAACCUAUCCUUUUCAGGUUAUACGUUCACGAUUGCAGCAACGGCCUAGUGGUGAUGGGGUUCCAAGAUAUAUGGACACUUGGCAUGUUGUGAAAGAAACUGCACGAUACGAAGGUGUCCGAGGUUUUUACAAAGGAAUUACCCCAAACCUCUUGAAAAAUGCUCCUGCUUCUUCAAUAACAUUUAUUGUUUAUGAAAAUGUCCUAAAAUUGCUUAAAUCGGCAAGGAGGAAUGACUGAGUAUUUCAUUUUCUUCAUGAUUCUUUCCCUUCUUCUUAUUGGUGUUUAAUCUCCCCUCUUAUUUGAUUUGUAGCAUCGAAAAAUUGCUCAAUUUUCGUAUCACUUCUUGAUGAUAAAUUCUACUCAAUACACAAUCUAAUGUGGAUUGUGGAUGCAAUUUCUGGAGAUAAAAGAGCAUGGUUGCUUUUAUAUCCGUGUUCCAUCUCCUUCAUGGUAGUAAGUUCUGUUCUUUCCCUCUUAGAGUGUGUUCAAGGGCUUGAAAUCACCUUUUAUGACCAAAAGAUUGUAGGUCACUUGAACCUUUUGUAGGAGAGAUAUUUGGAGCUUGUUUGAAUACAGUUUAAAAGAUUUUGAGUUUUUCUAUUAAAAAUAAAGAAUGUCUUUCAUUA